AUGGCUGGUACAAAACGCACCAAAGGAUCUUUUGACAACGAGGACUAUUUCGACAAUGGAUCCUCAUCCAAACGAGUGCGAUUUAAGAACCAACCACAACAACGACGAGGACAACGAGAAUCGUCAUCAUCCGAUGCAGCCGAAGAUUUCGAGUUUGAUCAUGAAGACGCACUCGAGCCAGUAAAAAAACGACGCGGUGCUGUCAAUACCGAAGAGCUUAGCGAUGACGAAGAAGUGGGUGGUGGUGCUUACAGCAGUGAUUCCGAUGGAGGCGAAGAUAGUGAUCAAGAAAAGAACAAAGGCAAAAAGGUAGCUGCGACAGCCGAGGACGACGAUUUUGACAUGUUUGCAGACACGGCACCGGCCGAGACACAACCCCAAAAGUCAAAAGGCAGCAAAGGAAAACGUCUAUUAGAGCUGGGUGAAAUUGAAGGACAAGAGUUAGAUUCACGCGACGUGAAUUCCGGUGAUGAAGAAGGCAACCAGGAGCCCAAAUUGACGGCGUUCAAUAUGCGGCAGGAAAUGGAAGAGGGCAGUUUCGAUCAACAAGGAAACUAUCAUAUCAACAAGACAGAUCCACAGGCAUAUCAUGAUCGGUGGAUGGAAGGCGUUUCACGCAAAGAUAUGGCCAUGGCUAAAGACGCCCAGGUGCGGCGAGAACAGGAAGAAGCGUUGAAAGAGGCAGAACGACAGGCCAACGUGCCACAGACCAAGACUGACGUAUAUCGCGAGCUGGUCAAGUAUUUGAAGCCAGGCGAAAAUGUGAAUCAAGCCAUUGGUAAACUGGGAGGUGGCAGUAGCUUAACGGCCAAGAUGCCCAAAUGGAAGCAAAAGCUGAUGGAAAAGAAGAACCGGAACAAGAAGCAGCAGCAGAAGCAGGGUUCAGAAGAAGAAGAGGCCGAACGGCAACGCAAGGUUAUGCGACUGACCGAGCUUGCAGACCAGAUGAUGGCGUUUGGGCAUUUUGGCGUUUAUGAAGAUACGUUUGAGGAGAUGGUGGUCCACUUGCGACGCGCUGGCGCUGUUCCUUCAAAUUGGAUGCCUGGAGACGACGACAACGACAACACCAGCAACCAACCUGUGUAA
Molecule: messenger RNA, 1086 nt
Organism: Zychaea mexicana
Lineage: Eukaryota; Fungi; Mucoromycota; Mucoromycetes; Mucorales; Lichtheimiaceae
Exons: 1
Coding region: 1-1086 (361 amino acids)
Cellular component (GO): U5 snRNP
Source: RefSeq, a predicted model, not a curated record